Molecule: messenger RNA, 1983 nt
Organism: Toxoplasma gondii ME49
Lineage: Eukaryota; Apicomplexa; Conoidasida; Eucoccidiorida; Sarcocystidae
Product: UV excision repair protein Rad23 protein
Exons: 9
Coding region: 530-1672 (380 amino acids)
Biological process (GO): proteasome-mediated ubiquitin-dependent protein catabolic process; nucleotide-excision repair
Cellular component (GO): cytosol; nucleoplasm
Molecular function (GO): proteasome binding; ubiquitin binding; damaged DNA binding
Source: RefSeq, a predicted model, not a curated record
GGAGAAAAAUGCUCUGUAGAUGCACUUGUUCAGCAGCUACUGCGGACGGCUUGCGUACGCACAUGCGACUUUUUCGCGCUAGCACGCGAGCGGCAAUACACCCAGGAGAGCGAGAGAGUGAACCGGGCGACUUCCGCGGUUCGUUUCGCUCGACGGGGUCUAAGCAGGACGGCUGAGACUCGUGCUUUUCGUUUCGAGGAAAGUUUCCGAGAAGGCGGCAGAUUUUCGUGAUAAACCCUUCCGAAAGACCUCGAGACUUUCUGAGGAAAGCUCACAGCCUCGCCUCACAUGCGCUCUGCGGCUUCUAGUCAAAAACGCGCUGCAAAGAUUUCACAGCCGACUGGGCUGUCUUUUCGUAUCAUCCCUUUUCUUUCGAACAAAGUCCUCAUCUUCUCUUAACUUCUCCGUGUCUACCGCGGCCGCUGCGUUUUCCAAGCCCUCCGUUUCUUCUUUCGCAGAUCGCGGCAGCCUUACGGUCUAUCCGCGGCCUGUGUGGAUUGAAUCUUCGCCAUAGAGGCAGCGAGCGACAAUGAAGCUGCGCAUCCGGACGCUGAGCAAUGAGGAGGCGGAGCUCGAGGUCGGGGCGGAGGAGACAGUCCUGAAUGUGAAGGAAAAGGUGGAACAGCGGUGGCCUCACAUGCCUGCCGCGCGUCAGAAGCUGGUGCAUGCAGGAAAGAUUCUCGCCGACGCACAGAAGAUCAAGGACUGCUCUGCCCUCAAGGAAAACGACCGCCUCGUCGUCAUGGUCACCAAGGCUGUCUCGCAGCCUGCUGUGUCUUCCUCAACGGCGGCGUCUGCAGCUCCCGCGUCUGCCGCCUCGCCUUCGCCUGCAGAAACACAGAGAGGGAGUUCUGCAGCAGGCUCGACCGCGGGAGACGGAGAAUCUGCGAAGUCGGAGACGCCUGGGGGGUCUGGUAACGCGUCGGGCAACUCUGGAGGUCCUGCAAAUCCAGCGCAUGCGUCGUCACCCUCCUCAGCGCCCGAUGCGACUUCAGAGGGUCUCAGCCGCGCGGCCGCAGAGUCCGCGCUCUUCACAGGUCCUCAACUCGAGGAGACUUUGACGCACUUGGUCGCCAUGGGAUUUCCUCGCAGCCAAGCCGAGGAGGCGAUGCGAGCAGCCUUCAACAACCCCGACCGUGCGGUUGAGUAUUUGAUGAAUGGCAUGCCGCCUGAGGUCUCUGCAAUGCUCGGUGGAGACAGCGCAGAGACUCAGGAGGCGCAUGGCGAUGUCCCUCCGGAAGAGGGUGAUGCCGAGGGAGACGAAGACGACGAAAAUCCUCUCGGCGCUCUCAGGCACCAUCCGGCGUUCAACCAAAUUCGACAAAUGGUCCAGGCCAAUCCGGCGAUGCUGCCCCAGGUUCUGCAACUGAUUGGAAAUUCAAACCCACAGCUUCUGGAACUCAUCACGCAGAAUCAAGACGCUUUCCUGGAAAUGCUUCAGAGCGACCAGGGGGAGGGAGAGACGGGUGCGGCAGGCACAGGAGGCUUUGCUGCACCUGGGAUCAUUCAAAUGACUGCCGAGGAAAUGGAAGCUCUGCAAAGGCUCGAGUCUCUCGGCUUCUCUCGUCACCAGGCUGUUGAAGCGUAUCUUGCCUGCGACAGAAAUGAGGAAAUGGCGGCGAAUUACCUGUUUGAGAAUCUGAACGACUUGGGAGACGAUGCCGGCGAUUGAUCGCCUCCGUCGCGUCAGUCUCCCGGGUGUCUUUGUUUUCUCGCGCUGAAGCAUGUCUCCGUUUCUCCCCUCAGUCUCGUGGUGACGAAGGAGAGAAGCCGCGCAGGCUUCUUCUGCUCGGGCAACUGGAGGUAGCCUCCCUGCGGGCGUUUCGUGCAUGCGCGAAGUGCAGUGUCUGUACGCUUUCGUUUCUCUUCCGAGUCGACCGCGGUACGAGGUUGUGUGCAGACCCAGGCGACUCUUGUCUACCGAACUGCCCAGAUGUCUCCGCAGAGACCUUCUGUCAUCUGUGAAUCGCGAUUUCGUAUUUG